Molecule: messenger RNA, 2271 nt
Organism: Triplophysa rosa
Lineage: Eukaryota; Metazoa; Chordata; Actinopteri; Cypriniformes; Nemacheilidae
Product: zinc finger protein 134-like
Exons: 5
Coding region: 105-1082 (325 amino acids)
Biological process (GO): regulation of DNA-templated transcription
Cellular component (GO): nucleus
Molecular function (GO): RNA polymerase II cis-regulatory region sequence-specific DNA binding; DNA-binding transcription factor activity, RNA polymerase II-specific
Source: RefSeq, a predicted model, not a curated record
UGAUUUGAUGACAGAAAUCUGUCAGCUGAAGAAAGAGGUGAAGUUACUGGAGACAAAACUCAGAGAGAGAGACCAACUCAACAGAAAGAUUUUUUACAAAGCUCAUGGCUCUGAAAAGUGAGGUGUGCUAUGAUUGGCCAGUUAACCAGUGCCUAGUGAUUGGUCAAAUACUGCAAGCGUGUGACGGAAAUGUAACGCCUCUUACCAUAUUUGGAACAUCAGGUUCCUCUUCAAUUGUACUGACAGAUCUUCUGCUUUCUGUCUGUAAUGAAGAGCAGAAGACAUCAGUGAAGCUGCUGGACUGUGAGAUGGAGCUGAAAACACAAAUCAAAGAAGCAGAAGUACAGACAGAAAAAGGCGAUUUGAUUCAUUCAGAUCUGAUGAAGGUGAAAACAGAAAUUACAGAAUCAGGACAACAAACAGAAGGAUUUGAUAUGAUUUAUCCAGACCUGAUGGAGGUGAAGGAGGAAAGAUUGGAACCAAAUGAAAUAGAGGAACACCACCAAUUCUUACCUAUAGAAGAAUCUCUGAGCUGCUGGAAGACUGUGAAUAAUUUCUCAUUAAAGAAAUCUCAGAGAGCAGCAGACAAAGGUUCACGUACCUGCCCUCAGUGUGGAAAGAGCUUCACUCGUAUAUCUGAUCUUAACAAGCACAUGAGAAGUCACACUGGAGAACGGCCUUACACGUGUGAACAGUGUGGAAAGACCUACAUUUACAAACACCACCUCAACAGGCACAUGCAAAUGCACAUCGGAGAAAGAUCUUUUAAAUGUGACCAGUGUGGAAAGACCUUUGUUCGUAAAGACAACCUUAAUGUGCACAAGGAAGUUCAUACAAAGCCUUACAGGUGUGACCUGUGUGGAAAGAGCUUCUUGUAUCAACGCAUCCUUCAAGCUCACAUGAGACGUCACCCAGAAGUGAGACCUUUCGGCUGCUCCUCAUGUGGACAGAGUUUUAAAGAAUUAAAUCAUCUUGAGACUCACCGGAAGAAGUGCUGCAAAGAGAGCAAAGUUCAUCUACAUGAAACUCUUCAGAUCAGAAGAUCCCUGAGAUCUUCAGCAGUAACUUGUUCAAAUGACUAGUGAGGGAGUUUGUUUUUGACCUUCACUGAAUGUUUCUUAUGUUACAAUUCAGAAAAAACUUUUGUAGGACUGUUAAUUCAGCAAUGUUAAUAUUUUAUCAGCGUUUUGAAUUUCUUUAAUUUAUCCGUGGGUUCCUGAUAAAGGUCUGCAGAGGCCAGUAAAUGAUCGGUUUGUGCAGUUUUGUGAGCUUGUAAAGUUGAAGCGUUUGUGUUUACUGAUGAUCAAAGUGUUUUGAGGAGAUACAACUUAUCUGAUUCACAGUCUGAAAUCAAACCUGUUAUUACACACUGAGACACUUUAAGCAUUUGCCAGGUUAGUGGAUCCUAAUAUUUAAAUAGUAAAAGUUUAAUUUGAGGCAUUUAGAAGCAAGUGAACUGGAUUUCCUGUGGCUCAGUGGUUGGAGCAUGUCGCUAGCAAUGCCAAGGUCAUGGCUUCGAUCCCAGGGAUUGCACAUACUCGGAUACAAAUGUUUAGUAUCAUGCAAUGUAAGUCGCUUUGGAUUAAAGCGUCUGCCAAAUGCGUAAAUGUAAAUGUACAUUUUCAUAAGAAGAGAUAUUUAUGAACUAUGUCAAAAUUUGUAGGUAUUACUCUGUAUGUUUCUGUGUGUUCUUUAAUUACUUGCCAGGAGAUGCCCACAAUUUUCUGUGAAUAAUCAGUUUGAAAACUCUUUACGCACCUAGUCUGUAAACGCCACAUGUUUCAGCUCCAUCAGAUGUGCAUACAAUGAAUGAAUGUGUUUGGGGUGCAGGUGUUUCAACAUUUAUGAGGUUGAGAUCAAGACUGUUCUCAGAAUGCUCCAAUACAACUGACAUUUGACUUUACCACACUCGUCUUAGAUAUGUGUCAAAAUGUCCUUCUUUUAACUACUGUGCUCAACAAAACAGCGUAUAAAUAUUGUUUUUAUGGAACAAUGUGGCUAGAUUUCGCUUCAGAUGGGUAAGCAAAGAUCACUAAAAACAUGAGUGAUUUCUCUUUUAUUCAUUUUUAGUCCAUUAUAAAAAGACAUUUUUAAAUCCAAAUGUACAAUAAACAGAAAAACAAAAGCUAAACAAGAUUGGUAGACAUUUAAAAUAAACAGGAGUCAGCGCUUUACUGGUUUGUUCAGCUUCUUUUCUAUUAGACAUUAAAUUCCUGUUUGCAUUAAACCAUUGCAGUCUCAUUAGCUCGGUAAAAAAACAAGAUGCAACAG